AUGUACCCGAAACUCGGCCGGGCUCGCGGCGCGGCCGCCUUCUGUGCGAGGCGUCGACGCCUCGGCCUCCUUCUCGGCCUUGCAGUCGCCGCGCUUUCCUUCCUUUUCUCCGAGAAGGACGCCGUCUUCGCGGUUAACGCCAAAAUGACGCUCGUUCCAGCCUUUGACCUCUCCACGAUCAGAGUUUCGAAGGAAGACGGCCUCCAUCACGUGCUCAGCAACCCGUUCGGGAAGACGUACAUCUACCGCGCAGAGCGGCGGGAAGACAGAUCCGCGUCGCGAACCAAGCGAAAUCGGGAACGGGAAAACGGGCGCUGCGCGAUCCUUUUCUUCAUUCCCGGCAAGCGCCUGGCCACGCCCAGUGCCGUGGUCGGACAGGGCGACGAGCCGAUCGUCUGGGACUGGGCUUGGCAGUGGAAAUAUCACAAAAUGGGCUUUGAACUCGAGGACCAGGUCGACAAAGUCGUGGUGGCGGCACCCCAGCUGACUGUCUCGAAUGAGUCACUUCGGGAAGAUGCCGUGGACGUGGGUGAACAAAUGAUGAGUGUUCUCGAACAGGCGGCGAUGGACUACAGCUGCAACUUCUACAGAGUGUACAUUCACGCCGUGUCCCACGGAGGCCUCAUCGUGAGGACUCUCAUGACCAUGGACGACCGGAUCUGGACACCCACGCAUCGCGCGGGCGGCGUGUCCCAGCUGCUCGUCGACUUCCACCGGACCUUGAACGACUCGAAGCUCUUUGCGCUCAAGUCCGUGGUCUUCAUGGGCGUUCCACAUGCCGGCCCCCGCCGCAACCUGGGUUUGCGUUCUCGCGUUGUUUCCGCCCUGAGCACGUGGCUGACCAAGGUCGCGUCGUACGUGAUGGAAGGCCUGUCUGAUGGCCUCGUCGAGUUUCUCCACGAAGACCCGGACCGACUUCUCUGCAACGUGGCAGCGGCGGAGGCGCAGCGCGACUACGCCUUCGAUCCGAAGCGCGGAAGUACCUCUGGAUCUCUGCUCUUCAAAUUCGGCGCCGUCGCUUCCUAUGGUCUCCUCGCCGGGGAUCCGGUCGUGUCGACCCGGAGCAGUCUGGGGGUGUACGACGGCCUGGCCGACUCCAAGGCUGCGCAGCUAGUCCGAACAACCGAAGCGUUGCAAAACCGACCGCUGCACGUGCCUCUGAGCAACGCCCCGCUGAACCGAGUCUUGCGCGAGCGCCCCUGGGAUCCGUUGAUUCGUCCUCUGUUGACCACGGAGGAUAUCUGCCGAACGACGAGCACGCCUUCCGAGACGUACGAGCUGACGCUAAAGAUUCUCCAGUUCAGCAACCGGCGGCUGUUGGGCUCCUCCAAGACGGGCACUGAGUCGUCGCCUUCGGCGCGGAGACAGCGAAGUCAGGCACCGACCAGGAACGGCGAUGCUGUUUCAGAGGAACUGCAGGGGAUCCAGGAGACUCGCCGCAAAGGGAUCAAACGCUUCAUAGUGCUUCUGUCGAACGACGGCGCAACUGCGUCCCAAGCGUCGGACAGCAAGAGGAAGAGGUUUCUGAAAGAACUUUGGAUCAUGCGGACCUCUGAAGAUCAACGCUGGCUGCUGGAGAAACAACACGCACUGCUGUCUCACGUCGUACACACCGCUUUGCUCCUGCCCAUGAAUGACAGCAGCUCCGUGGACGAUUUAUGGUGGGACGCCAGUUUGUAG
Neospora caninum is the source of this 1680-nucleotide messenger RNA. RefSeq lists its product as hypothetical. Bases 1 to 1680 code for a protein of 559 amino acids. Lineage: Eukaryota; Apicomplexa; Conoidasida; Eucoccidiorida; Sarcocystidae. The record is from RefSeq and is a predicted model, not a curated record. The transcript is spliced from 5 exons.